GUCGAUUGCACCGCUGAAGUCGAGUCCAUGGCAGGCUCAGCAGAUCUUCAGAGUCUUGGAUCAAAGGUUUCCAGCCUUACCACAAUCCUUGCAGCUCAACUGGAGGCCGGCAAACAUCCCAAACCUUCGUUCCAAAAGGAUGGGCCUGCAUCGUAUCCCUCAGAUCCAGCCAUCCAGGUUCCACGACAUCAGCUGAUUGACACUCUCAAUGAUCUACUUCUGCUUGCCACUGGGGCAAGCGACUACUUUUUCCUCCAUGGCGGAUUGUUUAUCAACCAUGAGAAGACCACGCUGGAUAUCAUGAAUCAGUUUGAUUUCUUCUCUCGUGUGCCUCUGGAUCAGAGUGCAAGCUACAGCGAGGUCGCUGCUUCUCUGGAUAUUCCUGAAGACAUAACUAGACGCACGUUUCGAUAUGCGUUCACGAUGCGCAUCUUCGCCCCAGAUCCACAAGAUGACGACCGUGUAAUGCACACUGCGUUCUCGGCACACAUGGCCCGUAAUCUACUUCUUCGAAGCUGGGUAGGCCAUGCACUUGAGGAGGCUGGUGGCGCAAGUCAUCACGCAGCAGAUGCUUUGCGCAAGUUCAACAGUGGCAGAUCCAGUCUGUCUCAAGAUCUUCAUGAGACUCCUUUCGGAUUGUCGUGGCCACGACUGAAUGACGGCAGGUUGGCGGACUAUUGGAGUGUUGGUCAAGACGAUCCGAAGGAGGCAUGGAGAGCACAGCGAUUCGCUGAAGCCAUGCAAGCCUCUGUCUUGAGUGGAGUAGUGCAGGCGGAUGAAGUCGUGACUAAGUACGAUUGGAAGAGUCUCGGGUCCGCAUCGAUUGUUGAUGUUGGCGGAUCUGAUGGCUCUUUGGCUGCAUUGCUUGCCCGUAAACAUCCCAGCUUGCGCUUUACCGUGCAAGAUCUCCCUCGAGUCAAAGAAGAAUUCAUCGCUCAGGACUAUUCCGACAUUGCUGAUCGAAUAAUCUUCAAGGGACAAGACUUCUUCAAACCUCAACCUGAAAAGGCCGAUGUUUUUCUGAUGAAGCAUGUCCUGCACAAUUGGCCGGACAAGUACGCCGUCAAGAUCUUGCGCAAUCUCGUAGCAGGUCUAAACAGCGGAGGUCAUAUCAUUAUUUGUGACAGUGUUGUUCCGAGUGAGAAAGAGGCGGAGGACCUACCAAUUAGUGUGAAGAAAACCAUUGCCGCGGCAGACAUGCAAAUGUUUGUGAUGCUCAAUUCCAAGGAGAGGACGGCGAGAGAUUGGACAGACCUGGCAAAGAGCGCUGAUCCCCGAUUGAGGGUCGCAGCUUUGCAUGCAGUGCCUGGGGCUGUAGUCAGUCUGCUGGACCUGGUGUUGGAUGAGUAA
This is a messenger RNA of Cercospora beticola, 1350 nucleotides long. RefSeq lists its product as uncharacterized. Lineage: Eukaryota; Fungi; Ascomycota; Dothideomycetes; Mycosphaerellales; Mycosphaerellaceae. The record is from RefSeq and is a predicted model, not a curated record. Gene Ontology annotation, molecular function: O-methyltransferase activity.